CUACUAGGGCCUGUUAAUGCCCACGUUUGGAUCUUCAAAUUUUCCACUGUGUACUUUUUGUCUGGAGAAAACCUUGGACUAGAGAUAAGGCCAUAUCCAAAAAUGUAUUUCUAGCAGCUCCUGCUUCCAGUCAGCCUGUCUGGGCUUGAGGCUGAAUCAAGACCAUGAAGUGCCUGCUGUUUCUCGCCUUUGUUGGGGCGGCUGUUGCCUUCCCCACCAUCGCUGAGGAUGAUGACGACAAGAUCGUGGGAGGCUACACCUGUGCAGAGAACUCUGUUCCCUAUCAGGUGUCCCUGAAUUCCGGAUAUCACUUCUGUGGAGGUUCCCUCAUCAGCAGCCAGUGGGUCCUGUCAGCUGCUCACUGCUACAAAUAUCGCAUCCAAGUGCAGCUUGGGAAAACUAACCUGGCCCUGACAGAAUCAACACAGCAGUUUGUUAACUCGGCUAAAGUCAUCCGCCACUCUGGCUACAGUGCCUAUACCCUGAACAAUGACAUCAUGCUCAUCAAGCUUGCCACCCCAGCCCAGCUCAGCAAGGCUAUCCAAACGGUUCCUCUGCCCACCAGCUGUGUGGCCGCCGGCACCACUUGCCUGAUCUCCGGCUGGGGCAACACACUCAGCAGUGGCAGUAACUAUCCAGAUGAGCUGCAGUGCCUGCAGGCUCCGGUGCUGUCUGCCACUGACUGCCAGAACGCCUACCCUGGUCAGAUUACAAGCAACAUGAUGUGUGUAGGAUUCCUGGAGGGAGGAAAAGAUUCCUGCCAGGGAGAUUCCGGCGGUCCCGUGGUCUGCAAUGGAGAGCUCCAGGGCAUUGUUUCCUGGGGCAUUGGAUGUGCCCAGAAAGGCUACCCUGGAGUUUACACCAAGGUUUGCAAUUACGUCUCCUGGAUCCAAUCCACUAUAGCCGCCAACUGAGACCCUCUCACUCAAUGUGACCUGAUUUUUCUCAUCAUCCUUUCCUCUCUUUUGGGUCUGGACAAACAAACACCAUGAAAAAUUAAUAAAGACUUUCAGGCACCCCUA
This is a messenger RNA of Pseudopipra pipra, 1022 nucleotides long. Its product is annotated as trypsin I-P1-like. The record is from RefSeq and is a predicted model, not a curated record. Gene Ontology annotation, molecular function: serine-type endopeptidase activity. Lineage: Eukaryota; Metazoa; Chordata; Aves; Passeriformes; Pipridae. Gene Ontology annotation, biological process: proteolysis. The transcript is spliced from 5 exons. The coding region runs from base 165 to 914 and encodes 249 amino acids.